AUGAUGCAAAGCUCUCUUCAGUUCACCAGCGCGCAUCAGGCGUUCUCUCACGACCAGCAGGGAUGGCUGCAGACUCAGCAGCAGCAGCAACAGCAACAGCAACAGCAACAACAACACCACCACUUGCAGCACCAGCAGACUCAACUUCAUUCGCAACCAUCCCAGCCAGGCCUCUAUAACCUAAAUACACGCGGCCUCCUCGGUGCCAAUCAGUCACAGCAGCAGCAACAGCAGCAGCAGCAGCAGCAUGUUCAGCAAGCACAACAACAGGCCGCUGUCAAUGUUGGAGCGGCAGCCACCUUGAUGAACCAGAUUCCAGCGCAGAUUCGAGCCUCCGAGGAAGAACAGAAGGUCUACGGCUGGAUUAUGGAGCUUGUUGCUGGAGGGUCACGCGAGCAGGCCCUCCUGGAACUCUCCAAGAAACGAGAACAAGUUGAUGAUCUUGCUCUUCUACUCUGGCACUCAUUUGGUGUUAUGGCGGUCCUGGUCCAAGAAAUCAUAUCAGUAUAUCCACUUCUCAACCCCUCCUCCUUGACUGCCGCCGCCUCAAAUCGAGUUUGCAACGCCCUUGCACUCCUUCAGUGCGUUGCUUCCCAUAACGACACCCGAAACCUUUUCUUGAACGCUCACAUCCCCUUGUUCCUUUACCCAUUCCUCAAUACCACCUCAAAAUCCAGGCCUUUCGAAUACCUCAGACUUACUUCCCUCGGUGUUAUCGGUGCACUUGUAAAGAAUGACAGCUCUGAAGUCAUCAACUUUCUCCUUUCGACGGAGAUCAUCCCUCUCUGCCUCCGAAUUAUGGAAACCGGCUCGGAAUUGUCUAAGACAGUUGCUAUAUUCAUCGUUCAGAAAAUUCUUCUUGACGAUACUGGCCUCCAAUACAUCUGCCAAACAUACGAACGCUUCUACGCUGUUGGUACCGUUCUGAGCAACAUGGUCAACCAACUUGUUGAACAGCAGACGGUCAGGUUGCUCAAGCACGUUGUCCGAUGCUUCUUGAGGCUUAGCGAUAAUCCACGUGCCCGUGAAGCAUUGAGACAAUGCCUUCCAGAGCCACUUCGAGAUGCCACGUUCUCUCAAGUUCUUCGCGAUGACCAAGCAACAAAGCGCUGUCUAGCCCAGCUCUUAAUCAAUCUCUCAGAUUGCGUGGUUGAGCAGUAA
Molecule: messenger RNA, 1161 nt
Organism: Orbilia oligospora ATCC 24927
Lineage: Eukaryota; Fungi; Ascomycota; Orbiliomycetes; Orbiliales; Orbiliaceae
Exons: 4
Coding region: 1-1161 (386 amino acids)
Biological process (GO): mRNA catabolic process; negative regulation of translation
Cellular component (GO): P-body; CCR4-NOT core complex; CCR4-NOT complex
Source: RefSeq, a predicted model, not a curated record